Peronospora farinosa is the source of this 4797-nucleotide messenger RNA. NCBI's taxonomy places the organism in Eukaryota, Oomycota, Peronosporomycetes, Peronosporales, Peronosporaceae. The record is from the annotation of a GenBank genome assembly.
AUGGUGUGUCGUCAUUUUUGUCUGCUCGUAGCAGCAUUAGCAGCGACUGUCAUAGCGUCGGGGGAGGAAGCUGUGUCCAAUCGAUGGCUUGAUGGAAAGCACGGGAAGAGUCGGUUCUUGUCUAAUAGCUACAAUGAAAGCAGUAGCAAGACAGACGUAAAAGUUGUGGAAGAGGAGGUGAGCAGGAGCGACAGCAUCAACACUGACGAAGAAGAACAGAUAGUUCCUGAGCAGGAUACGAAGAAGACUGACAAGGCCGAUAAAAAGAGCGACAAGACGGAGAGUGACAAGGACGAUGAAAAGGUUGACAAGACGGAGAAUGAGAAGGACGAUGAAAAGGUUGACAAGACGGAGAGUGACAAAGCCGAUGAGAAGGUUGACAAGACGGAGAGUGACAAGGACGAUGAAAAGGUUGACAAGACGGAGAGUGACAAGGAUGACAAAAACAGUGACAAGACGAAGAGUGAGUCAGCUGCCGAUUCUGAAGAGCAGAAAGAGGUGACGGACAAGGAGGUGGUUGCUGUACCGCCCUCUUCUAGUUUGAAUGGAAACGAGGAAGAUGCUGUUGUAGAUGAGACGGUCCUGGGCUUGGAACACGGCUCGAACGACGGCUCGAAAGUUCCUGAGAAGGACACGAAGAAGACUGACAAGGCCGAUAAAAAGAGCGACAAGACGGAGAGUGACAAGGGCGAUGAAAAGGUUGACAAGACGGAGAGUGACAAGGGCGAUGAAAAGGUUGACAAGACGGAGAGUGACAAGGGCGAUGAAAAGGUUGACAAGACGGGGAGUGACAAGGGCGAUGAAAAGGUUGACAAGAAGGAGAGUGACAAGGGCGAUGAAAAGGUUGACAAGACGGAGAGUGACAAGGCCGAUGAAAAGGUUGACAAGAAGGAGAGUGACAAGGGCGAUGAAAAGGUUGACAAGACGGAGAGUGACAAGGGCGAUGAAAAGGUUGACAAGACGGGGAGUGACAAGGGCGAUGAAAAGGUUGACAAGAAGGAGAGUGACAAGGGCGAUGAAAAGGUUGACAAGACGGAGAGUGACAAGGCCGAUGAAAAGGUUGACAAGAAGGAGAGUGACAAGGGCGAUGAAAAGGUUGACAAGACGGAGAGUGACAAGGGCGAUGAAAAGGUUGACAAGACGGGGAGUGACAAGGGCGAUGAAAAGGUUGACAAGAAGGAGAGUGACAAGGGCGAUGAAAAGGUUGACAAGACGGAGAGUGACAAGGCCGAUGAAAAGGUUGACAAGAAGGAGAGUGACAAGGGCGAUGAAAAGGUUGACAAGACGGAGAAUGAGAAGGCCGAUGAAAAGGUUGACAAGAAGGAGAGUGACAAGGACGAUGAAAAGGUUGACAAGACGAAGAGUGACAAGGGCGAUGAAAAGGUUGACAAGACGAAGAGUGACAAGGGCGAUGAAAAGGUUGACAAGACGGAGAAUGAGAAGGGCGAUGACAAGGUUGACAAGACGGAGAGUGACAAAGCCGAUGAGAAGGUUGACGAGAAGGAGAGUGACAAGGAUGACAAAAACAGUGACAAGACGAAGAGUGAGUCAGCUGCCGAUUCUGAAGAGCAGAAAGAGGUGACGGACAAGGAGGUGGUUGCUGUACCGCCCUCUUCUAGUUUGAAUGGAAACGAGGAAGAUGCUGUUGUAGAUGAGACGGUCCUGGGCUUGGAACACGGCUCGAACGACGGCUCGAAAGUUCCUGAGAAGGACACGAAGAAGACUGACAAGGCCGAUAAAAAGAGCGACAAGACGGAGAGUGACAAGGGCGAUGAAAAGGUUGACAAGACGGAGAGUGACAAGGGCGAUGAAAAGGUUGACAAGACGGAGAGUGACAAGGCCGAUGAAAAGGUUGACAAGACGGAGAGUGACAAGGGCGAUGAAAAGGUUGACAAGACGGAGAGUGACAAGGGCGAUGAAAAGGUUGACAAGAAGGAGAGUGACAAGGGCGAUGAAAAGGUUGACAAGACGGAGAGUGACAAGGCCGAUGAAAAGGUUGACAAGACGGAGAGUGACAAGGAUGACAAAAACAGUGACAAGACGAAGAGUGAGUCAGCUGCCGAUUCUGAAGAGCAGAAAGAGGUGACGGACAAGGAGGUGGUUGCUGUACCGCCCUCUUCUAGUUUGAAUGGAAACGAGGAAGAUGCUGUUGUAGAUGAGACGGUCCUGGGCUUGGAACACGGCUCGAACGACGGCUCGAAAGUUCCUGAGAAGGACACGAAGAAGACUGACAAGGCCGAUAAAAAGAGCGACAAGACGGAGAGUGACAAGGACGAUGAAAAGGUUGACAAGACGGAGAGUGACAAGGGCGAUGAAAAGGUUGACAAGACGGAGAGUGACAAGGAUGACAAAAACAGUGACAAGACGAAGAGUGAGUCAGCUGCCGAUUCUGAAGAGCAGAAAGAGGUGACGGACAAGGAGGUGGUUGCUGUACCGCCCUCUUCUAGUUUGAAUGGAAACGAGGAAGAUGCUGUUGUAGAUGAGACGGUCCUGGGCUUGGAACACGUCUCGAACGACGGCUCAAAAGUUCCUGAGAAGGACACGAAGAAGACUGACAAGGCCGAUAAAAAGAGCGAAAAGACGGAGAGUGACAAGGGCGAUGAAAAGGUUGACAAGACGGAGAGUGACAAGGAUGACAAAAACAGUGACAAGACGAAGAGUGAGUCAGCUGCCGAUUCUGAAGAGCAGAAAGAGGUGACGGACAAGGAGGUGGUUGCUGUACCGCCCUCUUCUAGUUUGAAUGGAAACGAGGAAGAUGCUGUUGUAGAUGAGACGGUCCUGGGCUUGGAACACGUCUCGAACGACGGCUCAAAAGUUCCUGAGAAGGACACGAAGAAGACUGACAAGGCCGAUAAAAAGAGCGAAAAGACGGAGAGUGACAAGGGCGAUGAAAAGGUUGACAAGACGGAGAGUGACAAGGGCGAUGAAAAGGUUGACAAGAAGGAGAGUGACAAGGGCGAUGAAAAGGUUGACAAGACGGAGAGUGACAAGGACGAUGAAAAGGUUGACAAGACGGAGAGUGACAAGGACGAUGAAAAGGUUGACAAGACGGAGAGUGACAAGGGCGAUGAAAAGGUUGACAAGACGGAGAGUGACAAGGGCGAUGAAAAGGUUGACAAGAAGGAGAGUGACAAGGCCGAUGAAAAGGUUGACAAGACGGAGAGUGACAAGGCCGAUGAAAAGGUUGACAAGACGGAGAGUGACAAGGAUGACAAAAACAGUGACAAGACGAAGAGUGAGUCAGCUGCCGAUUCUGAAGAGCAGAAAGAGGUGACGGACAAGGAGGUGGUUGCUGUACCGCCCUCUUCUAGUUUGAAUGGAAACGAGGAAGAUGCUGUUGUAGAUGAGACGGUCCUGGGCUUGGAACACGGCUCGAACGACGGCUCGAAAGUUCCUGAGAAGGACACGAAGAAGACUGACAAGGCCGAUAAAAAGAGCGAAAAGACGGAGAGUGACAAGGGCGAUGAAAAGGUUGACAAGACGGAGAGUGACAAGGCCGAUGAAAAGGUUGACAAGACGGAGAGUGACAAGGAUGACAAAAACAGUGACAAGACGAAGAGUGAGUCAGCUGCCGAUUCUGAAGAGCAGAAAGAGGUGACGGACAAGGAGGUGGUUGCUGUACCGCCCUCUUCUAGUUUGAAUGGAAACGAGGAAGAUGCUGUUGUAGAUGAGACGGUCCUGGGCUUGGAACACGUCUCGAACGACGGCUCAAAAGUUCCUGAGAAGGACACGAAGAAGACUGACAAGGCCGAUAAAAAGAGCGAAAAGACGGAGAGUGACAAGGGCGAUGAAAAGGUUGACAAGACGGAGAGUGACAAGGGCGAUGAAAAGGUUGACAAGAAGGAGAGUGACAAGGGCGAUGAAAAGGUUGACAAGACGGAGAGUGACAAGGGCGAUGAAAAGGUUGACAAGACGGAGAGUGACAAGGGCGAUGAAAAGGUUGACAAGACGGAGAGUGACAAGGCCGAUGAAAAGGUUGACAAGAAGGAGAGUGACAAGGGCGAUGAAAAGGUCGACAAAAAGGAGAGUGACAUGGAUGAAAGCAGCGUGAGCACCUUAGGGGAGGGCAAUGAGAUUGAGGAAGUGGAUCACAAGUUGCAUAAAAAGAAUUGGAUUAGCGAAGCUAUCGACAGGAUGACUAACGGGACGGACGAGCAUGCUAAGAAAGACAUAAAGAACGCCCGCACGAAUGUCACGCACUCGACACCUGCUAAUACUUUGAAUGGUAAGUGGGAUGAAGGGCCGACCCAGGUGUCUGAUGACAAUGUCACGAGCGACGACAAAAAGAAGAAGGACUCGAGUCACGAUACCGUUGGCAUCAUUUCUAGUGAUGUUGGUGAUACGAAUGACUAUGUUGACGCGCACGAGCACGAAAAGGCUAAAAAUGCUACAGAAGACACCCCUGAUAGUACCGCAAGCACGACGAAGGAUGCAGUUGGAAAUGUGAAUGACACGGCAAAGAUAGAGCAGCAGCAGCUGGACGACAAGAGUGUUGCUUUUGCUAGUGAGACUGCUGAGAAUUCCAGUCAUAUGAUUGAGUCCGCUAUAGGCUUCGGUGCGUUUGUGGGUAUCGUUGCUGUGGCAUUAGCGUUCACGGUUCGACUUGUUCGUGCGCGUGGUGGCAGCGGAGCAAACGAAGAUGAAGCUGCCGUGGCCAUGGCUGCUGAAACCAGCGGUGACGAUGAUACGUCAGAAGACGAGGACCUGGAAAUUGGCACGCUCGUGGAGGAUGAGCGUGUGGAUACAAGGAAUGACGACGAAGAAGAGGAGGAAGGUACGUUUGAGGGAUCUGGAUAA